Messenger RNA from Paramuricea clavata, 3470 nucleotides. Lineage: Eukaryota; Metazoa; Cnidaria; Anthozoa; Malacalcyonacea; Plexauridae. The record is from the annotation of a GenBank genome assembly.
AUGGCGCAUUGUACUGGCGGAUUUUUAAAUGUACUUCAUCGACUUCAGAUCGCUUUGAAUAGCUGUAAUUUCCCGUCGCAUUGUUUAAAACCGCUCCAGGUGAAAUGUUUUGAGUAUUUGUUACGUGGUGAUGAUGUUGUUGCCGUUUUUCCUACUGGUUUUGGGAAGUCGAUACUGUUCCAGCUUCUUCCAAAAUUCUUUCCUGUUAAAACCGACAAAAACAUUGUAAUUGUAGUGUGUCCAUUAAAUUCUAUAAUAGAGGACCAACUUAAAAUCUUGGAGGAUAGCGGAAUAACGGCAGAUGUGUUUCGGAUUCCUAGUGAUGAGUAUGAGAGUUUGUUCGACGGCGAAAAAUCUAAAACUAUAGGCUUAGCCGAUAACACGCAUUCAUAUUGUUCCAUGAGUGCAACCACGAGUGUGUUUGACAUAAAUGACAAUGUUGAAAUUGUAUUCGCACAUCCAGAGGCAUUCCUUGGUAAAGAAGGGCGAGACCUGAUGAGCAGUGAAAAGUUUCAGAAAAAUGUAGUUGCAUGUGCUGUAGACGAAGCCCACUGCGUUGAAAUAUGGUAAGUCUCAUGUUGACUAUAUACCUGACUAUUUUAGUAGUAUUAGUGUUUAAUUAAUAUGAUGGACUUAAUAUACACACGUAAAAACGUACAAGUUGUAACAAGUCUGCAAACAAGCUGUUACAAGUCUGUUCACUAGCUGUCAACAAGUUGUGUUAGUAUUGCUUGUUCCCAGCUUGUUGUAACAAGUUUGAAACAAGCUGUUAACAACUUGUAACAAGCUUGAUGGCAUUAUCAGCCUUGUUACAAGACUGUGCUAACAAGUUUGUUACAGCUAUGAUAUAACAAGGAUGUUACAAGGUUGUCAAAACAAGGUUGUAACAAUCUUGUCAUAUCAAGCAUGUAACAGACUUGUCAGAACAACCUUGCAACAAGUCUGAUAAUUUCGACAAGUUUGUUACAAGUUGUCAAAAAGUUGUUCCAAACCUGUUGACAACUUGUGACAAGCAGUGCGAAUACAUCUUGUUGACGGCUUGUUGGCAGACUUGUUACAAGAUGUGAGAUUUUUAUGUGUGUAGAUGGUUAUAGUAAUAGAGUUAAUAUCAGUAUAUGGAUAUAAUGCAUCAGUCAAAUCCAAUCGUGCCCUCCCCCCCGGGCUAACCUCUGGCUUUUGACAAUUUUUGAAAAUAUGCGACAAAUUCCCAGGGGUGGGAUAAAAAACAUGUGAAAAUGCCCCGCAGCGGGGCAAACAAAUCAGUAGCAAAUCCCCCACCCCGGGGCCAACUGGACUAUUUGGCUAAAAAUAGUAGAUUAUCCAACUACCUGAAAAUAAAGAGAAUGCUUUCUUCAGCGUUUUGAGCGAAUGCCCUCUGAUCUAAAUAUAUCGCCUAUGUAUUUCGCCUGCAAACGCAGGCUACCAAGUAUUGUGCAUCAUACUCUAACGCGUGUUGCUAGCACAUUUAUUUUUAAAGUUUGCGGCAUGGUGUGAUGUGCUUUACAGGAAAAUGCCCCACGGUGGCCCGGGGGAAUGGGCAUGCUUGGAUUUGACUGAUGCAUUUAAACCAUUGUUUACAUGUGUAUUUAAUAGCUUUAAUUAAAAGGCAUGUUCGCACAUUCCUAGCAGGCUAAUUGAAUAAAAUAAAUACACUGUGAUUGAUACUAAACAGCAGGCAGCCGGAUAUAUAUUAAACCAAAUCAAAUCUCAACUGUAAAAUGGCCGGCAGUUUUACUAAAUCGUGUACUAACCCUGUGUAACAAUUUCAAAGUGACAACCGGCAGCCAGCUGGGUGCCGGUUGUCACUUUGAAAUUACUACACAGGGCCGUAGGAAGCUCCUUUCGAUUGGAGGGGGGGGGCUGAAAGCGAGGGCCGAAGGCCCGAGGAAAUUUUUAAAUUUAGAGUCUCUGAAAUGCCAUUUCCUGGAUUUUGGGGAAGAUUUUACAGAAUUCCGAUAGUCAGAAACUGCGUUUUAGUAUGUCGAAAUUUACAAUUUAGUAGUACUAAAUGCUCAAAGGCGUAUUUAAUUAACGAUAUAUUGAAUAAGUUGCAGGAAAGUGUGGGUUAUACCUUCAUUCUUUGCAGUUUGUCACAGAUUAAAUGAUAAAGGUCUGCAUGAUUUUGAAAAAAGGAUGAUUAUUAGCAAAUUAUUGGGGGGGGGGGGCUGCAGCCCCCCUAGCCCCCCCGGUUGCUACGGCCCUGUUACACGAAGGUUUACCCAUCUAUACCUUGAUACCUUUAUUGCAUGAUUUUAUAUAAUUGAUUACUAAAGUAGUCACUAAUUUGCAGUUUAUUCUUGUACAUUGAGUGAAUGCUAGUAUUUAAUCUAUUUUAAGGGGUGAAAACUUCAGAAAGGACUACAGAGAUUUAUCAACUCUGAAAGCAUUUUUCCCCAAAGUGCCAUUUAUUGCCCUCACAGUAACUGCUCCACCUACCAUGUUGAAAAGACUGAAACAGAGUUUGUCUUUAAAAAGUGACUGCAAAAUUGUCUCUGCAAACCCCAAUCGAGCCAAUAUAUACCUUGAAAAAAAAUUACGAUUGAGUAACCAUCACUCAUAUGGAAGUUAUGACCAGAUCCUUGUACCCAUUGCAAACAACCUGGCUAUACAAAGAGAAAACUACCCAAUGACAAUUGUCUACUUGAAACUGAAAUAUUGUGGCUAUGCGUAUCGGUUAUUUGAGGGAAUAUUAAAAGACAAAAAACUCAAGAAUAAGAGUGAUAUUUUCCACCUCAGCUCUUGGUAUGGGUGUUGAUGCACCUUAUGUUACCAGAAUCAUACACAUCACACCUCCUGCUACAGUUGAAUCUUAUGUGCAGGAAAUUGGGCGUGCUGGCAGAACAGGACUGUUAUCCAAAGCAAUUCUGUAUUACAAUAACUCUGACAUUGCAAAUAAUAAGAAACAUGUCCAGGAUGAAAUGAAAACUUACUGUCAAUCGCAACAGAUAUGUCUUCGACAGCAAAUUUUGCAAUAUUUAGGAUUCUCCAAAGUGACACAAGAAAAAUGUUGUUCUGUAUGUGAGGGUGUUAGUGGCAAAGUUUUCAGCGAUGUGAAUGAAGACCAGAAACCUACCAAAAAGUUUAGAAUGCUUGCAAUUACUAACAGGGCCAUCUUGGAAGAAAAAAUUUGUGAAGUUUUAAAUAAGAACCAAGUAAAAUCUGAAAUGCUUUCUAUCCCUUCCAUUGAAGUGGAUGUUGUAGACAAGAUGAUGGAAGGAAUUGAGUAUAUAGAGACAGAAUCAGACUUAUUACUAACAUAUGGCAUAUGGGACGAAGACAUAUCUUCUAAGAUAUUUGGUUUGAUAUCUACAUAUGCUCCACUUAUUUAAUUAUAAGUCUCAAUUGAAUCAGUGUGGUACUUAACAGUGUGAAUAGACUCUCUGAGAAAGCACAAGUUGUGAGAUUUUUAAUGUGUAAGUAGCCUUUUUCCUUCUAGGGGUGUAAGUGCAAUUAGCUGGUGGAUUGAAAUA